CUCUCCUCUCCUCUCCUCUCCUCUCCUCUCCUCUCCUCUCCUCUCCUCUCCUCAGCUCUCCUCUUUUCGCACCUUUAGGCCAGUCGCAUGCAUUCGGUGCCUGGCGUAGCCAUUGGUAUGCCCGUGGCUCUUCCCUCGGGCAAGUCCGCGCCCCACGCCCCAGGCAAGGCUCUGCAGCUGGCGCCCAUGUUCAAGCGCAGCCUCCAAGACGUGUUGAAGGACAAGGUGUCCGAGAUCUGCGUCCUUCCGAACUGGAUGGCGUUCGCGUGGCCUGGGUCGGGGCCGGUUUCCCCAUACGAUUUCCGCAACCAGCUGGCUUCCUCAGGACCGCUCUCUGUCCACAGUGCGCACGGGCUGAGAGGCAGCGACACCGUGCUGGAAACCAAGGUGUUCAGCUGCCUGCGGAACACGAGGUCCGUGGCGUGCAGGGGCAGGCUCUCCCAGAUGAGCACGGGCGCAUCGGACCGAUCCGUACUUCGUGCUGGAGUGCGGGGCGCAGAGGCACACCUCCGAGAUCAGGUGGAAAACGCUGUCGCCGGUGUACAACGCGACGUUCGUUCUGGCGGUGAGCGACGUGCGCCGUCAGCACGUUCGGCU
Prorocentrum cordatum is the source of this 597-nucleotide messenger RNA. The record is from the annotation of a GenBank genome assembly. Lineage: Eukaryota; Dinophyceae; Prorocentrales; Prorocentraceae.